GUGACUGAAAUAAAAAAACUCAAAAAUUCAGUGACCAUUAGGAUCAAUUACCCUAGUAACUCUUUUCUUGAAACUAGCAAAAUUAUAUGACUUUCUUCCCUCCUGAUUAUUCUGCAUAAAGAAAGACUUUUGUGCCAUCUCUUGUGGCUCACAGAUUCUUGCCAGCCUGAGAUGUACUUUAAGUUUUUACCCGUUAAUUGUGCAAAGUAACCGUCUGUUCCCUACAGAUAUAAACAGUCUUAUGGAUAACGCCAACUAAAUAGUAUCGCAUCAACUUUGUCUAAAGAAAAGAAAAGAAUUGGUUCUGCUCCCCACUAAGUAAUACUAAUUAUCAUUUCAUGUCCCUUUCUGUUUCAGUAUGGCCAAAAUCUGGGUUGAAGUUUGCCUCAUUUCUGCUCGCGGCCUUCGCCGGACAUCCUCCCUUUGGAAGCUUCAGUGGUUUGCUGUUGGCUGGAUUGACCCCAACAACAAAUACUGCACCAACAUUCAUCCUUCUGGGAACUCCAAUCCUGUAUGGAAAACCAAGUUUGCUGCCUUGCUUGAUGAUUCGAACUUUCAUGACGCAGCGUUACAUGUUCAAGUAUACAGUAGAGAGCCUCUUUUCCUAAGAGAGACUCUUCAAGGCGCUGCAACUGUCGUCUUGAAAGAGUUCCUAGCAAAUUAUAGCUCAGAUUCCUCAAGGCAGAAAGGAAAACAAGUAGGGAGCUAUCAACUGCGCAAAAAAAGUUCCAGUAAACCACAAGGAUUUAUAGAUGUUUCUAUUCAUAUCUCAGAGGAUAGAGGAGAACCAAGUUCUUACCGAGGAGAUGAAGGCGGUUUAGCUCUGAUGGAUCACGGCAAUGACAUUGCAUCGUCUUCUGGUUCUGGAGGUGGAGCGGGACAAGCCGCCUAUCCGUCAGACCUACCUCUUGCUCCGCCAAGAGGCCCACAAAAUCAGUUCUCAGAUUAUGCACAUGUCAAUCCAAUGCCAUAUCCUCCAAAACAUCCUAAUCAAUCCACCGGUGGAUUUGGACCCCCGGCUGCAGGAGGAACUAGCUAUAAUCCGCCACGAACCCCUCCCCCACCGCCACCUCCUUCCAAUGUUGGUUAUGUGCCGACUUUUCUCCCAAAUUCAGAUUACAUUAAUAUGCCAUCGUCCCUAGCAGCACCCAGACGAGGGGGCAUGACACCUAGUUCAGCCAUGGGAGUUGGUGCUGGGGCUCUUGCUGCAGGUGCUGUGAUUUUCGGUGAUGACUUCAUGUCAGGAUUCAGUAUUCCUUCAAGUUUACCAGAUCCCAGUCUUACAAUAUCAACAGAUCCUCCUUUCUGAUUGAAUGCUGCUACAGCUUCCUGUAAUUUGUCGAUUUGAUAUUGCUAUAUGAGACAUGUUCACCCAAAUAAAUUCUUCAAUUGCUUUGCUCA
Mercurialis annua (annual mercury) is the source of this 1401-nucleotide messenger RNA. RefSeq lists its product as uncharacterized. The record is from RefSeq and is a predicted model, not a curated record. NCBI's taxonomy places the organism in Eukaryota, Viridiplantae, Streptophyta, Magnoliopsida, Malpighiales, Euphorbiaceae. Gene Ontology annotation, biological process: defense response. The transcript has 2 exons. Bases 359 to 1309 code for a protein of 316 amino acids.